This is a messenger RNA of Chiloscyllium plagiosum (whitespotted bambooshark), 791 nucleotides long. The record is from RefSeq and is a predicted model, not a curated record. NCBI's taxonomy places the organism in Eukaryota, Metazoa, Chordata, Chondrichthyes, Orectolobiformes, Hemiscylliidae.
GGAUGGAUUUUAUGGGUUCUCCAUCUCGACACGUGUACUCUUCCCAGCAGGCUCAGCUGCUGUCAGUGAAUAUGGCCCAGGUUCCAGCUGAGAGACCGUGCAGUGUCAAGAUGGAGGCUUCAGCAUCAGUGGAACAUGAGGCACUGAGCACAGCUUUCCGUUCCGUGCCACUGGCUGAGGAAGAGGACUUUGACAGUAAAGAUUGGGUCAUCAUUGACAGGACAGAACUGAAAGACUUCCAGCCCGGUGUGGAGGCCAGCUCAUCAGGAACAACAGAUGAGGAGCCGGAGGAACUGCGACCCUUGGAGCGAGCUGAAGGAGUAGCUGUUCGCCCAAAGAGCCACGAAGUGAGGGCCAGGCCUGAGCAGGACAGUGUGAGGGAAACCCUGCUGCUGAGUCCUGGCCGCUCACCGCUACACCAUUCCCAGCCAGCAGCUCCCUGCACCAGGCGAGAAUCCGACCCAUCAGCCUCUGAGCCACAGUUUGUGGAGGAGGAGGGGGCGGACGCACUGCCUCAGCACUCUGUGCCACCGCGGUAUAGCCCUCUGAGGAGGCUUGCCUCCUCGGUGUUCUCCUCUUCCUCCCUCGAGACUGAACACUACCCACACCCCAGCAACAGCUUCCUGCAGAGGAGCCGCUCAGCGGAGAGCAGCCCAGCCCGGCUACCAUCGUCAUCGUCACGGAGACACAUGCCCCUGAUCGCUGGCACUCACCGAUUGAUGCCGUCUGUCCUCCGUAUCUCACGGACACAGCUUCAGCAAGUGUGGGCUCGCUUUGUGUCCAAGAGCUGA